AUGGUCGCUCUUUCCCAUAUUCAGCUGAAUUUCAAUGAACGACAUGUUGUGGACGUUUGUCAAUACAAGCUCGUUUUGCCAAAUAUCCAUUGGCUGCAAGGAAACAAACCAAAACUUGCAGGGAACCUCAGGCGUCCUGUGCAGAAUACCAGAGUGGCUCCAGACACUCCAGAAUUUGGCAAUAACCGUCCAGCCAUUUCCAGGAAUUAUACAAGAUGGGAUGAUAGAAACACAAUUUGCUUCGCCCUGCAUCCUCUGAAAUAUUGGCCAUCUGACAAUGGCUUCAAAACCUCCAGCCAAGCUCAGUGUUCAAAUCACAAGUGUUUUGAAAUAUCGCCAGCCUCUGCAGAAUACGCCAGCAUGGAAUCUCCCUGUCAGCCCUACGGUCUACCGUACAAUAUUACAUCUCCGCGCGGCUGGUUAAUCAACUGGGCUUUUCUUCUUCGAAUACUUCUUCGAAUAACGCCUUUGAUGCGUUUUGUGUUCUUCCACACUCCACCUGGAUACGAAAGAUUACCAUCCAGCAUGGCGACAACGGAAGACGACAGCAAAGGGCACGGGGACCCCCAAGUCUCCCCCCAGUCGCCGCCUAAGCUGAGAGAUCCUCAGAUCUUUUCAGAUUCGACAAUGCAGGACGACGCCAACGACGCCAUCGACGAGGGUGCUCUUCCCAAGGGCACCUUCGACCCUGUAUACGAGGCCAAGGCCCGCGUGCUGAAUCGUGCCAUCCAAGACAUUGGAAUGGGCCGAUACCAGUGGCAGCUCUUCGUCGUGAUAGGCUUUGGCUGGGCGAGUGACAACCUCUGGCCAAUUGUUACAUCGCUUAUAUUGACCCCCGUCGCCGACGAAUUCUCCCCUGCGCAUCCGCAGCUGCUGACGCUCGCCCAGAACAUCGGCCUGCUGGUCGGGGCCAUCUUCUGGGGAUUUGGCUGCGAUAUCUUCGGUCGCCGGUGGGCGUUCAACCUGACUAUCGGUAUCACCGCCGUGUUUGGCCUUAUUGCGGCUGGCUCGCCCAAUUUCGGGGCCAUCUGCACGUUUGCGGCCCUCUGGUCGGUGGGAGUCGGCGGCAAUCUCCCUGUUGAUUCGGCCAUUUUCCUUGAGUUUUUGCCUGGAUCGCACCAGUACCUGCUGACGAUAUUGUCUGUUGACUGGGCGUUUGCGCAGCUUGUUGCAAACCUCGUUGCGUGGCCGCUGCUGGGCAACUUGACCUGUCAGCAGGACACCGUGUGCACACGCGAGAAGAACAUGGGCUGGCGAUACUUUAUGAUCUGCAUGGGCGGCCUGGCUAUGAUUAUGUUCGUCGUCCGGUUCGUCUUCUUCCGCAUCUACGAGUCUCCCAAGUACCUGAUGAGCAGAGGACGGGACGCGGAAGCCGUGGCGGUCAUUCACGAAGUCGCGCGACACAACGGCAAGACGUCGACCCUUACCCUCGAGGACCUGUCGAGGUUCGACGUCGAUGCCGAUCCCCAGACGCAGGGUGCCUUGACUUCGGCUUCUGCAGCGUUGAAACGCAAACUUGAACAGGUCAACUUUACACACAUCCGGUCGCUAUUCUCAUCCGUCAAACUGGUCAUCUCUACAUCACUGAUCACCGUCAUCUGGGCGUUCAUCGGCCUGGGUUUUCCUCUGUACAACGCCUUCCUGCCGUACAUCCAGGCGACGCGGGGCGCGGAAUUCGGCGACGGCUCGACGUACAUCACUUACCGGAACUCCCUGAUUAUCGCCGUGCUGGGCAUUCCCGGAUGCUUGCUGGGUGGACUGCUUGUGGAGUGGCCCAGACUUGGCCGAAAGGGGACGUUGUCGGUGUCGACGGCGCUGACGGGGGUUUUUCUGUUUGCGUCGACGACGGCGCUGAAUUCGAACAGCCUCCUGGGCUGGAACUGUGCCUACAAUUUUAUGUCCAACAUCAUGUACGCCGUGCUGUACGCCUACACGCCCGAGGUUUUCCCGACCAAGGACCGCGGCACGGGCAAUGCCAUUACAGCGUCGGCGAACCGCAUCUUCGGCAUCAUGGCCCCGAUUGUCGCCAUGUUUGCCAAUCUGCAGACUGCCGUUCCAGUGUACGUGAGCGGCGCACUGUUUAUCGCUGCAGGGGUCAUUGCCAUUGUGUUGCCGUUUGAGUCGAGAGGGAAGGCCAGUUUGUAA
This is a messenger RNA of Rasamsonia emersonii CBS 393.64, 2145 nucleotides long. RefSeq lists its product as uncharacterized. Lineage: Eukaryota; Fungi; Ascomycota; Eurotiomycetes; Eurotiales; Trichocomaceae. Gene Ontology annotation, biological process: transmembrane transport. The record is from RefSeq and is a predicted model, not a curated record. The transcript is spliced from 4 exons. The coding region runs from base 1 to 2145 and encodes 714 amino acids. Gene Ontology annotation, molecular function: transmembrane transporter activity.